This is a messenger RNA of Suillus paluster, 1683 nucleotides long. RefSeq names its product WD40-repeat-containing domain protein. Bases 1 to 1668 code for a protein of 555 amino acids. Gene Ontology annotation, molecular function: protein binding. The transcript is spliced from 7 exons. The record is from RefSeq and is a predicted model, not a curated record. NCBI's taxonomy places the organism in Eukaryota, Fungi, Basidiomycota, Agaricomycetes, Boletales, Suillaceae.
AUGAUUGCAUGCGGGAGGGAGGAUGGAAGUGUUCAGCGAUGGAACACUGAAGGAGAGAUGAUGGAAGACGUUUGGACAGGUCAUAGCAAUGGGGUGUGGUCGCUCUCAUGGUGUCCCAGCAGAGGCCAUUUAGCCAGCGGGUCCAACAAUGGAAGAAUCCUCAUUCGAGAAGCAAAAACCGGAAAAGUCGAAGUGGGUCCGAUCAAGACGAAGCAAAAGGGGGUGCUUACACUUGCAUAUUCACCUUCAGGAGAUAGAAUUGCAUCAGGCGGGUAUGCUGCAUUUUGCAUCUGGGACCCGAAGACCGGCGAGCUUGUUGUCGGCCCCAUCGAAGACCUGGGAUAUUGGGUGUUGUCGUUGGUGUGGUCUUUGGACAGCAGCAAAAUCUAUUCUGCUUCUGACGAAUUCGCACGUGUUUUCGACAGCACCUCAGGCGAACUACUCCAUCGCUUCGAGCAUGGCAGAUUCUUGUAUUCCAUCACACUUUCACCCAACAACAAUGUCCUUGCAUGCGUGGGCAUUGGUAGUGUCACACAGUUAUGGGACACAGAGUCACAUCAACCACUCGGUCAACCAUUUCAGCAGGAGCGCCAAGACCUUUACUAUGUGUCGUUCUCUCGAGAUGGAACACACCUGGCAUAUGACAAUAUAGCUCCUGAGCUCGCAGCUCCCACACUUCAACAGGAUCACAGUCAAGGCACACAGCAGGACACUCGACCUGAACCCCUAUCAUCCGCUUGCCUUGACGCUGAUGCUACGGGGGGUGAUGGUAUCAUCGAGGACGCGCACGAUGAUCCAUACAACAACUUUUUUGAGUCUCCCGAACCAUCUCCUUUGGCAUCAUCUGGCCCCCGUCUCCACAACCUAUUCUCAGCUCACCACUUCCGGAACAUCAUCUCUCGACAUCGCCCUCCAGCAAACAAGUCCACUCCAGAACAGUGCAACAAGCGCAGUUUCUUUGCACGUCGUCUUCAUCAAAACCCGCCUGUGCAUCCCACGCCAAACCAACCGAUACCUGGAGGGAAGGUUCGAGCAGGAGAAGAUCCCGAGGAAAGCGACCAGUGUUCUGCGACUGCUAUGCUCGACGCGAGCAAAGCAAACAAAGACGAAGAUGACGAACCUCCCACUGAUGCGCACACCCCACCACCCGAUGAUCCUACUUCCCCCGCCGAGCUCGACAGCGAAGACAAUCGCAUUAGCUGGAAAUGGCUGACACUCGGUCGGUGGAAGAAUCCACCGUCUGCCACAAUGGCUCCAAUGAGGAGAUACAAACCCUCUCCCGAGGUUGUCGAUGUAUAUGCUGUCCGCGGGUUCCAGGUAACGUUCAGUCCAUCUUGUCUACAAUUCUCUACGAGCGGUGCUACUCCCGCCGCAGAAUACGUCAGUACCUCAUCACAAGCGGGUCCAUCGUCGCAAGUAGUCUUUGCCACUGCAACACACGCGAGUAGCUCUUCACAGGCGGGUCCAUCAUCGCAAGUUGUCUCUGUACAGGCAAUAUCGUCAUCGCAAGGUAUAACUGUACACGGAGCUCAACAUCCGCAAGACACUGCAGGUUCAUCAUCACACGCUUCCCCAUCACAUGUCGACUCGGACUCAAGCAUAGAAGGCAGCUGCAACAGAUUCCUCGACAGAAUAUGUUUCCCUUGCGGACACUACCACGAUGAUUAGGGCGGUGUUAACUGG